Molecule: messenger RNA, 522 nt
Organism: Hyaloperonospora brassicae
Lineage: Eukaryota; Oomycota; Peronosporomycetes; Peronosporales; Peronosporaceae
Source: the annotation of a GenBank genome assembly
AUGGACCUCUCUAUCCUGAACGACGCUGCUGCUGCCUCCAAAGCCGAGAAUCGAUCUUCACAGUUUGGUCAGAAGCUGUUGCAGUGCUGCAGCUCGAGGCGAUGGGUGACAGAAAUGGUAACCAAAUUCCCUGUCCGAGAUAUCGAGGAACUGUACCAGGCAGCCGAUGCAGCAGACGCCGCCUUGACACGAGACGAUUGGCUCGAAGCGUUCGCAGCACAUCCAAAGAUCGGGCGCGCAAAACAGCCAAUUCGAGUGUGGGAAGCUCAGGAACAAAAGGUUGUGGACGCAACGAAGGAUGCGGAUGAAGACUUGCUCGAUCGCUUCGAGGAAUUGAAUGAUGCGUACUACAAUAAGUUCGGGUACAUCUACAUUGUCUGUGCGACGGGGAAGACCGCUCCCGAGAUGCUCCGCAUUCUGGAAUAUCGCAUGGAAAACGGUGUUGAAGAAGAGCUUGCCGUGGCUGCAGCAGAGCAGAGCAAGAUUACGAAGCUCCGCCUGAAGAAGCUGAUUCAAGGGUAA